CUUCCUGCUGCACGCUCAAACAAGCUUUGUUUGUGAAUUGUGAGCUAGCUUGGCUGCCCUGGUACCGGCACACAGUCUUGUAGGCCUAGUGGUAAUUACAUAGUUUUACGAGCUUAAAUCAUAAUAAUUUUGUAAUAUUACUUGGCUUAAAAAAAGAAAGCAGUAGUGUGCAACAUGUCUGCUCGAGGAGGUGCAAAAAAACGAGGAGGAAAGAGCAUUUCUAGGUCUGCUCGUGCAGGAGUUCUUUUUCCCGUAGGCCGAAUGCAUCGCUAUCUUCGUUUAAAUACUGUGAAGUACAGGAUCGGAAUGGGUGCACCUGUGUACUUAGCCGCUGUGAUCGAAUACUUAACAGCGGAAGUAUUAGAGUUGGCUGGGAAUGCAGCAAGAGACAAUAAGAAAAGCCGUGUUACUCCUCGACAUAUUCUACUUGCAAUUGCUAACGAUGAGGAACUCCAUCAGCUGUUGAAGAACGUUACAAUUGCAAGUGGCGGUGUGCUACCCCGCAUUCACCCAGAGCUUCUCCAAAGAGGAAAACGUGGGGCCAAAAGUAAAAUUAUCUAUGACGGUGCUGUUCGCCCAGCCCCGGCUCCUAAGAAAAUGAAAAUGCCUCCAAAAAAGAUGUACAUGAAGAAAGCGGCAGCUGCGGCGGCAGCACAAGCCAAGAACACUGCUGGAAACUCUUCAUCAGAUAAAGGAAAGGCUACAGCUGCAGCUUUAAAGAAAUCUGGUCUGUCUAUUUUAUCAGAGAAGAGGCUUUUCCUUGGUCAAAAGCUUACUGUGAUUCAGGCAGAUAUAUCAAGCAUACCAGCAGAUGUGAUUGUGAACCCUACUAAUGACAACUUCUACAUGGGAGGUCAAGUUGGUGUAGCUCUUGAGAAGGCUGGUGGAAAAGAAUUUAUGAAUGAAGUGGAAAAAUUAAAAGCGAAUCAACAAACCCUUGAUACAGCUGGAGCUGCCAUCUGUCCAGGUCACAAUUUUCCUGCCAAGUGGGUGAUCCAUUGUAACAGUCCAGUGUGGGGUGGCACCAGCAAUAACGUAGCUAUACAAAGGUUAGAGAGCUGUGUCAAGAACUGUCUGGCGUUAGCUGAUGAAAAGAAUUUAGCAUCUAUUGCACUGCCCUCAAUCAGUAGUGGAAGAGCUGGAUUUCCGAAGCAAUCAGCUGCAGAAACCAUACUAAAAACCAUUAGUAAUUAUUUUGUAAGUGUAAUGGCAUCAUCUUUAAAACAAGUCUACUUUGUUUUGUAUGACAUGGAAAGUAUUGGCAUAUAUACAAGUGAGUUAGCUAAGUUAGAAACAGAUUGAUUGAAAAUUGAUUCUGUUUGAGGUUUUCAUAAGUACAAAUAAAAUUAUCAUUGAAAAUCAUGAUAUAAUAAUACAUUAGAUUGUUGGUGUGUGGAUGUUAUGUAUAGGAGCAUUUGUGUGUGUGUGUGCAUACAAGUGAGUAGCAGUGUUAUGUAAUAGUACAUUCUUUAGUUGUAUUGUCUUACAGAUUAUUUACUUUUACCGAAAGGUCCACUGAUUAAUCUCAGAUAAGAUAGUAUAAUACAUACUCCAAGUAUCGAAAUGCACGCCAUCGUGUCGGGAUUCAAUAUUUCAAUAUUAAUUAUGUCA
Molecule: messenger RNA, 1611 nt
Organism: Anneissia japonica
Lineage: Eukaryota; Metazoa; Echinodermata; Crinoidea; Comatulida; Comatulidae
Product: core histone macro-H2A.1-like
Exons: 7
Coding region: 175-1302 (375 amino acids)
Cellular component (GO): nucleosome
Molecular function (GO): structural constituent of chromatin; DNA binding; protein heterodimerization activity
Source: RefSeq, a predicted model, not a curated record